AUGAAGAAGGAAAAACAAAAAACGGAGACGAAAAGCAAUAAAGAUCUAUCAUCUAUCUAUCUAUCUCAGUCCUUUUCAUAUCUAUCUAUCUAUCUAUCUAUCUAUCUAUCUAUCUAUCUGCAAAUAUCUACCUAUGAGAUAUAUAAUCUCAGUCUGUUCAUUAUUUAUCUAUCAAUCUCUUUUCAUUAUCUAUCUCUGUUCAUUAUCUAUCUAUCUAUCUAUCUAUCUAUCUAUCUCAGUCCUUUUCAUAUCUAUCUAUCUAUCUAUCUAUCUAUCUAUCUGCAAAUAUCUACCUAUGAGAUAUAUAAUCUCAUCUGUUCAUUAUUUAUCUAUCAAUCUCUUAUCAUUAUCUAUCUCUGUUCAUUAUCUAUCUAUCUAUCUAUCUAUCUAUCUAUCUAUCUAUCUAUCUAUCUAUCUCAGUCCUUUUCAUAUCUAUCUAUCUAUCUAUCUAUCUAUCUAUCUAUCUAUCUAUCUAUCUAUCUAUCUAUCUAUUGCACCGGCCUCUAA
Acanthosepion pharaonis is the source of this 507-nucleotide messenger RNA. The record is from the annotation of a GenBank genome assembly. NCBI's taxonomy places the organism in Eukaryota, Metazoa, Mollusca, Cephalopoda, Sepiida, Sepiidae.